This is a messenger RNA of Amyelois transitella, 908 nucleotides long. RefSeq names its product superoxide dismutase [Mn], mitochondrial (gene Sod2). NCBI's taxonomy places the organism in Eukaryota, Metazoa, Arthropoda, Insecta, Lepidoptera, Pyralidae. The record is from RefSeq and is a predicted model, not a curated record. Gene Ontology annotation, molecular function: metal ion binding; superoxide dismutase activity. Bases 149 to 796 code for a protein of 215 amino acids. Gene Ontology annotation, biological process: superoxide metabolic process. Gene Ontology annotation, cellular component: mitochondrion. The transcript has 5 exons.
GAAUUGGUUGGGGUUGUUGGAGUUGCAUAAUUUUUAUUGCAGUUUUGCAGUUUGCAGUGCAGCUUACAGCUGAUCUUAUAAAGUGUUCCGCCGGUUACUUAGGCGUUUCUUAGUGUUUAUAUUGCGAUAAACUCCGUCACUUCUAACAAUGUUUGCUUCUGGAAGAAUCGGAACCUUUAUCCGAGCUGCUGGUGCCUGCCGCCAAAAGCACACUCUACCAGAGAUGCCAUAUGAGUACAAUGCUCUUGAGCCAGUGAUCAGCCGGGAAAUAAUGUCUCUCCAUCAUUCCAAACAUCACGCCACAUAUGUUAACAACCUGAAUGCUGCUGAAGAGAAAUUAGCACAAGCUCAGGCAAAAGGUGACAUAGACACAAUUAUCAGUUUGGCGCCAGCGCUCAAGUUCAAUGGCGGUGGUCACAUCAACCACACGAUUUUUUGGCAGAACCUCUCCCCUAAUGGUGGUAAACCAUCAGAUGUUCUGCUCAAAGCCAUUGAGAAAGACUUUGGCUCCCUCGAUAACAUGAAGAACUCUUUGGCCACCGCGUCAGUGGGCGUGCAGGGCUCCGGUUGGGGCUGGCUGGGGUACAACAAGCAGAGCAAGAAACUGCAGAUCGCCACCUGCCAGAACCAAGACCCUCUGCAGGCAACUACUGGUCUGAUUCCUCUCUUCGGCAUCGACGUCUGGGAACACGCGUAUUACCUGCAAUACAAAAACGUUCGUGCGGAUUACGUUAAGGCAAUAUUCGACGUGGCAAAUUGGGCAGACAUCUCAAGUAGAUACGAGAAGGCUCUGUGAAUGGCCCGCAUUUCUUAGAUUUUAAUCGUAAACUUGCUGUAAUUCACGUAGUGAAGUGCAUUGAAUUAUGUGAUGUUAAUAUAUUUUAUGUUUAUAAAAAGUAUACCUCUUA